Molecule: messenger RNA, 1100 nt
Organism: Peromyscus eremicus (cactus mouse)
Lineage: Eukaryota; Metazoa; Chordata; Mammalia; Rodentia; Cricetidae
Gene: Arhgdib
Product: Rho GDP dissociation inhibitor beta
Biological process (GO): Rho protein signal transduction
Cellular component (GO): cytosol; membrane; cytoplasm
Molecular function (GO): Rho GDP-dissociation inhibitor activity; protein binding
Source: RefSeq, a predicted model, not a curated record
UUAAAACAUUUCUCUCUCUCUCUCUCACUAACUUCCUUCCUGUUCUAACUGCCAGUACUCAGAAGUCAGAGUUGAGAGGCAGAGGUACCCGACAGAGACGCCCGAACAGGAAUCAAGAUGACUGAGAAGGACGCACAGCCACAGCUGGACGAGGGGGACGAUGACCUGGACAGCAAGCUCAAUUACAAGCCACCCCCUCAGAAGUCGCUGAAGGAGCUGCAGGAGAUGGAUAAAGACGACGAGAGUCUAACCAAGUACAAGAAAACGCUGCUGGGAGAUGUUCCUGUGGUAGCGGACCCAACAGUCCCCAAUGUGACUGUUACCCGGCUUAGCCUUGUUUGUGACAGUGCACCAGGACCAAUCACCAUGGACCUUACUGGUGACCUCGAAGCCCUCAAAAAAGAAACAUUUGUGUUAAAGGAGGGUAUUGAAUACAGGGUCAAAAUUAACUUCAAAGUGAACAAGGAUAUUGUGUCCGGCCUGAAGUAUGUUCAGCACACAUAUCGGACUGGGAUGAAAGUGGACAAAGCUACAUUCAUGGUUGGCAGCUACGGCCCCCGACCAGAGGAGUAUGAGUUCCUCACUCCAGUAGAGGAGGCUCCCAAGGGCAUGCUGGCCCGAGGCACUUACCACAACAAGUCCUUCUUCACUGAUGACGACAAGCAGGACCACCUCACCUGGGAAUGGAACCUGGCCAUUAAGAAGGAUUGGACAGAAUGAGGCAUCUGUCUGUCCCUCCCUCCACUACUUCCCCACCAGAAGAAUCCUUCCAGCCAUGUUGGGUCAUGUUCUCCCUCUCCCUGUUCACAGCUGGAUCCAUUCUCUAUCACACACACACACACACACACACACACACACACACACGCACGCACGCACGCACACACACACACAGUUUCCUCACUGAUGUGUUUUAUAUUACCCCAUCUCUUAAGGUGUUCUCUGCACAUGAGACUUAAAACCUAGGCUUUAACCCAGCUUGUUCCCUCAGACUUUCUCCCCCUCAGCAGGGCCAGAGUUCCGAAGUUCUCCAUCUCAUUUAGCAUUACUCUCUUUUCUCCCAAUUUGAGUACUGAAGGCCAGAAAAUGGGCAAGCUAUAUCA